Messenger RNA from Blastocystis hominis, 2964 nucleotides. RefSeq lists its product as hypothetical. Gene Ontology annotation, molecular function: protein binding. The record is from RefSeq and is a predicted model, not a curated record. NCBI's taxonomy places the organism in Eukaryota, Bigyra, Opalinata, Blastocystidae. The transcript is spliced from 7 exons. The coding region runs from base 1 to 2964 and encodes 987 amino acids.
AUGCUGGCUGCUGUUUGUAGGAGAGCAGGAGCUCCUCUAGUGCGUCGUUUUGAUUCUUCAUUGCGAAACGUAUCGUUUUUGGCGCUCUAUGGAGUGAAAAAGAGUGGAAAAGUGUUUCAGACAGAUUGUUUUGGUGGAACAAUGCAAGUUCGACGAUUUGCAUCUGCAAGCGAGCCAAUGUCAAAAGGAAGAGAGAUGAUCGCUACUACAAGUGUAAAGUCUAUUGUUGAUAACUCUUCCAGCUGGAAAUAUGGACAUCCAGACUAUUCGCCCAUUCCUGUAUUAUCCAAGGAACAAAUAUCACAAAUCACUACAGGAACGGUUGGAAGCAAAAAUCUAAACAUUACCGAGCGCGACCUUCUGGAGCUCGAUACUCUAGCUCAGAAACUGACCUCAAUGUUGGAAGAACCGUUUGAUGAAGGCAUUCUCAUGAAUCUGAAAGACUACAAUGUCGAUAAGUUGUUCAAUCGUGUCAAGGGAACCUUGCAUGUGGACGAUGUUCCUGCAACGAUUAAGGCGAUUCGUGUUCUUUCUGCCCAGAAUCGCGUGGAGGACGCUCUCACCCUGUGGAACAUAUUAAAGCAAAACCCUCAUCAUUGUACCCUCUUUGCUUGGACUGCGUAUCUCAAUACGUUGUGUACGCACAACAAAUCAACGCUGGCUCGCCAAGAACUGAAAGAAAUGGUUCUUUCGGGCGUUUCUCCCGACCAACAUAUUUACGGCGUGCUUGUAAACGGCCUGGUUUUAGAAGGGAAGCUCAACGAAGCCUUCUCGGUCACGCGAGAAAUGUCCGAAUCAGGUCUGCGUCCGAACAAUAUCAUCUUUUCCUCCCUCAUCUAUGGCUGCAUCAAAAAGCGGCAGCUCGCUCGAGCCAAUGAGACCUUCGAUCUCAUGCGAAACUACAUUGAAGAGCCCGAUUCGAUCAGUAUCGCACUGAUGAUCAAAGUGUCGGAGCUUCAACACAACACAGAGCGAGCCAUUCGAUUCUUUGACAGCCUGGACGUGCAUCAACAGCUUGUCACUCAGGGCUGCUAUCAUGCGAUUAUGCACGCAUGUGCUCGAAGCUGGCGCUAUGAUGUGAUGGCUUUCGACUAUUUCCAGAAGAUGGAGGUCGCAGGCAUUGCGCCAUCCCUCUCUUCUUAUCACAUUUUAUUGGAAGCAUGUGCUCAACGCGGAGAUUUCGUUCGAGCGAACUCCGUCAUGGUUCAGCUUCAAGAACGAGGCUUCAAACCUACAUCGGAAACGCUUUCUCUGCUUCUUAUGGUGCUCGGAAAUGCUUCAGGGAACGGCCUGGCGCUUCCAGAACAUCCAGCAGGAAAUCGAAGAUACACACGCGAGGAAUACGAAAUGUAUUUGAAGGGACUGCCAGUGGCUAUUAAACGCGAUCGACUUGCCUAUGUGCGAGACAGUCGAAGAAAAGCGAUCGAUGAUGGAUUGGGAGAAACCGAGGAAGAGGAAACGAGUGGAGGAAUGAGUGGAGAAGAAGAAAUGGGAGAGGAAUCGAAUUCUAAGAAUUCGAUCAAUCCGUUGAAUCCUUUGUCGCAACUAGAAGAAACGGAUAUGAAAAGCAUCGAAGCUUCCAAAGCAGAAUUGCUUCAGAAUGCAAAGCAGGCUCUGCAGCGAGCAACUCCCAAGAGUGGACUCAGCCAGGGUCUUUCACAAACCGAAAUCGACGCUGAAAUCAAUCGAAUCGAAGGGAAAUCUGGAGCUCCCCAAGUCCAAAACCCGAUCGAUGAGAUUGUAAAACGCACCGAAGAAUUGGUGGCGGAGAAGUUCUCGGUACAACCGAUGAACGCAACGGAUGCUUCUGUUGCUGCUUCGAAUCGCGAGAUCGUAGAUAAAGCGUUGAAGGAAAUGAAUGAACGGGGUUUGAUCAGUCGAAAUGCGAAUAUGGAUUUGCUUCGAAGUCGCGAAGAAUCGAUCGUAGAGCUGAUGCAAUUAGAAGAAAAAGGCCGAUCAUUGUUGGUAGAGGCGUACAAAGCGAAGGGAGGCGAUGAAAAACACAUUGAUUACGCGAGUCCUCUCUGGAAAUCAUGUGUCGACGAUGUGCUAAAUCGCGAUCCGUCUCUCAAGCAGAGCAUUCAAAACAUGGUGAACGUGAAAAUGGGAACCGUUCUCCUCACCGGAUCCUCUCUUUUAAAGCAAAAGGAACAAGUCCGCUUCCUUCGCUCCUGCUUCCUCGAAUCGCCAGAGAAAGCAAAGCAGCUCACGCAGCUCCGCAUCGCCAAACUCGUAAAGCCGUCAAUCCUCGAGAACUACGAGAUGAUUCGCGAUGUGGAGCCGGAUAUUCGCUAUCAAUCGCCAAAGCCCAACGUGUUCGCUCUGCGUUGUCCCAAUCGCGUUCAAGAUCUUUCCGCGUAUUGGGACCAUUUAUACGCUCAAGACGCCUCCGUCCCCGCGUUGAAACCGUAUUUAGCGCGGGAAGGAGAACGAAUUUGGCGGGAACUGCUUCGCCAGACCGACGAAAAGCCUUCGCUGGUGCAUCUGAAUAGCUAUUUGGGUUUGUAUACGAAGUCACUCUUCUUCAAUCGCGCCAAAUCCGUGUUCCAAUCCAUCGAGAGCUACGGGCAAAAACCCGAUCGCAUGUCGUACCACCUGCUCAUUACGAUGUACGCAAAGACCAAGCACGUGACCGACGCGGCGCAGCUGCUUCGCGAGAUGCAGCUGAAUGGUUUGGUGCCUGCGCCUGAGACGUACGGCGAAAUGAUUCUGGCGCUGAGCCGCGUGGGGAACGUGGACCAGGCGCUGAGCGUGCUGACGGACAUCAAGCGACGCGGCCUGCCGUUCCCGAAGGAGAGAUACCUGCGACCGUUGCGAAUGGAGCUGAAUAGAUUGGGAAUGAGCGAUCAUCCGAGCCUGCCGGAAGACAAAGAGAAGAAAUGGAGGAAGGAGUUCCGCGAAGCGACGCGGGAGAAGUCGAGGAAGAGCAAUUCGCGCGUGCAGCACGCAGCCAAUGCGAAGUAA